GACACUCAGAAACCAGCGUCUCCUCCUUGCCUGCUUCGCUGCAGUGUUGGGGAAUUUCAGUUUCGGCUUUGCGUUAGUGUACACCUCGCCCGUCAUACCAGCUUUGGUGAAAUCUCCAGUUCCUAACUUGCAACUAACCAGGGCUACCGCUUCCUGGUUUGGGUCCAUCUUCACCUUAGGAGUAGCCGCAGGCGGGCUGUGCACCAUGUACUUCAACGACCGCCUGGGGCGCAAGCUGAGCAUCAUGUUCUCCGCCAUCCCUUCUGCCAUUGGGUACUUGCUCAUGGCCAGCGCCCAGGAGGUCUGGAUGCUCCUGGUCGGAAGGCUUCUCACAGGCUUUGCGGGAGGAGUGACCUCAGCGGCCAUCCCG
Molecule: messenger RNA, 370 nt
Organism: Protobothrops mucrosquamatus (brown spotted pit viper)
Lineage: Eukaryota; Metazoa; Chordata; Lepidosauria; Squamata; Viperidae
Product: solute carrier family 2, facilitated glucose transporter member 6-like
Exons: 2
Biological process (GO): transmembrane transport
Cellular component (GO): membrane
Molecular function (GO): transmembrane transporter activity
Source: RefSeq, a predicted model, not a curated record